Messenger RNA from Rhododendron vialii, 1285 nucleotides. RefSeq lists its product as uncharacterized. The record is from RefSeq and is a predicted model, not a curated record. NCBI's taxonomy places the organism in Eukaryota, Viridiplantae, Streptophyta, Magnoliopsida, Ericales, Ericaceae. Bases 601 to 909 code for a protein of 102 amino acids. The transcript is spliced from 2 exons.
GUCGAAUUUUUUCCUACCCAUUUGAUUAGACUAGUAUAGGUUUUUUGGCAUGUAAAAAAUUUAAAAUAAAUAUAAGAGGAAAAUUUAUAGAUAAAUUGUAGGAGCAGUGUUAAACGGGAGCGAUUAAACAAGGAAGAGAGAUCUUUCCUCAUUCCAACUCUGGAAUAGAAAGAGUUUUUCUUUCUUCAUUUUUGUUCCUAAUUUCUCUCACUCUCUCUCUCUCUCUUUCUUUUUUUUUUAAUUUCUUAAGGAAAAAAUGGAAGCUACACAAGAUUUUUUAAAGGUCAUUAAAUUGAAAUCCACAAAUCCAACGAAAGACUAACGGGGUGGAUCUACCUGAUCUACGUUAUUCGAAUUCCAGGGAAUCCGGUGUAAUUAGUUGAGAGGUUUGGGGCCCGAUGUAUUCGUAAGAAACCUCAAGGGAGGUUGGCGUAAAUCACCCUUCUCUGUUUUUUUUGAUCCGCACCCUUCUCUGUUAGUAACUCGUAGUUCUGCCCAAAAACGUCACUUUUAAAAAUCGCCAAAAAAAAAAAAAAAAAAAUUCCUUCUUCCCUUCAAUUUCAAGUGCAAACUGUUCGGGGGGAGAGAGAGAGAGAGAGGAUGCAUCUAUGGCCAUCGAUGAGGAUCAGGGACUCGUUUAAGCACGCGUACCUCGAGAAGCUGGAGUGGAACAUCCACAGGAUGAACGUCAAGAAGAAACAACAGCAGAAUCGAUCUCAAUCUCCCACCACUAGUCAGGACAAACUCUUGGACGAUACCGACAAUAAACCGCAAGGAGACGAUGACGGUGUCGUUUCGGAUUCGAAGAAUCGUGCCGGUGGGGCCCUGGUCUUGUGCCGAGAGCUGCUCAUGAUCCUCUCUUGCUGUUACUGUUGUUUCUGCUGUGGAGCUUGUGAAGAAGAAAACUGAUACAGGAUAUGCGUUUGGGACGACUUCAACACCUGGAAUUUCCUUGUACAAAGAAGACGAUCAAGGCCUAAGUCUGUACAGCUUUUGAAAUACUUUUAUUAAUCUGAUUAGGCUGUGUGUUUGAAUCAUGGAUUUCUGACUGAUUACCAAGGGAAAGGAUGAUUUCAGGGGAAAUCAAAGUUCGUUUAGUUUAAUCCCUACAUUUUUCUUUCCCAAUAAAACCCUUCAGAAUUCCAUGAUCCGUACAGAAACCUUAGUAUUCAAGUGAUUUUUUACCCUUCUUGUCUUCGUGCUUUAGCAGUAUUUUGGAGUUUGUUAGGCCAGGCAAGGUUUGGCCUAAAAUUAUUAUUUUUUGUACUUAUUAUGUCUUUAUUAA